AUGUCAAAACCUAAUGUAUUGAUUCUCGUUCCGGAGAACGGGGAGCCUCUUGUCUCGAACCUCCGCAUUGCCGACAAAGUCUCAGUCAAUCCACCAACAACAUAUAUCGGCAGUGCUGCCAGGCGCGCACUUGAGAAUCCUGUUGUACAAUAUCAGCAAGCCAAUCUGAAAAUUCCAACUGUCGUUUCCAAAGUGUUUGAUCCUCCAGAAGGCCAAGAGCCAUACUCUUACGUAUUUGAUUGCACUGGAGAGCUCUCUUAUAUGCGAGAAGACCCCGUUCAAAUUGAUUUCACGGCCAUGAUUGCCCACUUGAUUGGUACAGAGGCGGCUCGAAGAGGUGUCAAAGCCUAUGUCCGCCUCACCCAUCCUUUUUACGAUACAUCCAUAGAGAAGGUUACUCACGACGAAAGGGAAAGGAUCAAGCCAUUGGGUACUCGUGGGACAUGGUGGCAUGAGACGCUUCGUAUUUUGGCUUCUAUUGAAAACCUGAACCUAGUAAUACUGCGCAUUGGCGCUAUCUAUGGACCAGGCAACAAUUGGGGAAUAAUAACGCCUCGCAUCGCUCUUGGCCCAGUGUACAAGCAUUUAAAUAUCGAAAUGAAGUAUCUAUGGAGUGGUGGUCUUCGAUUAAACACAAUUCAUGUCGACGAUGUAGCUGGAGCAGCGUGGGCCUGCGCCAAGUGGGUUGCUGAACGGGGCCGUGUGAAGGCCAACGAGGAGGCGGGCGAGGAGAUCCAUUUCUUCAAUGACAGGGCCAAGUGCUCUCAGGUUCCCUUUGUCCCACCUCCUGCGAGCGUGCCAGUCGCACCACUUUUCAACCUGGUGGAUGAUUCGGAUUCAACGCAGCAAACAAUCGGUCAGCUUAUUGCCAGCAUGUUUGAUGUUAAAUUUGGAUUCCAUGGAUUUAUCAUGAACACGUUGGCCAAGGUUGAUCUUGAAGCCAUGAUCCAAGACAUAAACGACAUGCACGUCUCAACCUGGUUCACGCUCUGCCAGAAUUCUACCCCUCCAAUCCCUCCUACUGGUCCUAUUUCUCUAUUUAACGAAUCACACUCCUUUGGGAUGCACUCGGUUGCAUACUCCAACACCAAGUUCAAGCGCAUAAUACCGUACACGCUCGCACACCCCCAGUUCAAUCGUGAAGAAGUGCAAGCUACGAUCGACAGUUUCAAGGCGGAGGGCAACUGGCCGAAUAGUACUUAG
Molecule: messenger RNA, 1203 nt
Organism: Rhizoctonia solani
Lineage: Eukaryota; Fungi; Basidiomycota; Agaricomycetes; Cantharellales; Ceratobasidiaceae
Exons: 11
Coding region: 1-1203 (400 amino acids)
Source: RefSeq, a predicted model, not a curated record